AGGGAAAAUGUAUAGAGAUAUUGUUGGGAGUGCAUACUAUGUGGCCCCAGAGGUCUUGCAGAGGAAAUAUGGGAAGGAAAUAGAUGUCUGGAGCGCCGGGGUCAUUCUAUACAUUCUUUUAAGUGGAUUUCCUCCAUUCUGGGGUGAAACUGACAAAGACAUAUUUGACGCAAUUAAAGAAGGGAACCUUGACCUACAAAGCGGUGGCUGGCCUUCUAUUUCUUCUGGUGCCAAGGAUCUCAUCAAGAAGAUGUUAACGAGGGAUCCCAAAAUGCGAAUUACUGCUGCCCAAGCCCUUGAACAUCAAUGGCUCAAGGAAGAUGGUGAAGCAUCCGACAAACCUAUUGAUAAUGCAGUUCUAAUAAGGAUGAAGCAAUUCAGAGCAAUGAACAAAUUGAAGAAGCUUGCUCUAAAGGUUAUGGCAGAAAAUCUUCCAGAAGAAGAAACCAAGGGCUUGAAACAUUUGUUCAACAACAUUGACACGGAUGGAAGUGGCACAAUCACAUAUGACGAGCUCAAAACAGGAUUGUCUAGGCUAGGAUCAAAGCUUACUGAAUCAGAAAUACAACAGCUGAUGGACGCUGCUGAUGUGGAUAAGAAUGGGACCAUUGAUUGGAUGGAAUUCAUCACAGCUACUAUGCAUCGGCAUAGACUAAACAAAGAGGAGAAUCUGUUUAAGGCAUUUCAGUACUUUGAUCGGGAUGGCAGUGGAUUUAUUACAAGAGAUGAGCUAAGAGACGCCAUGACCCAGUACGGAAUGGGGGAUGAAGCUACUAUUGAUGAAGUCAUUGAUGAUGUAGAUACUGAUAAAGAUGGGAGAAUUAAUUAUGACGAGUUUGUAGCCAUGAUGACGAAAGGAACAGUAAACUGACUGGCAACAAAGAUGAAAUUAGUUACUUGUUCUUAAGAAAUGAAAGCUCUCUGGUUUUCAUCAGUUUCAAGCACCUUGAUCGGAUAUUCCCAUCCCCUCUUAGCGCAUUUUAAUUGUAUGCGCCUUUUCUAAAGCUGUUAAACUGCUUCCACUAUGGCAGUGGUAAGAAAUAAUGGCGGGUUGUAUGUAUCUAGUUACAUUUGUGCUCGAGACAGAGAGAGGGGUCUUCCUCCUCUUGAGUUUGUACAUACAAAGUUCAUUACAACCGCAUUCAUAAUAAAUU
Molecule: messenger RNA, 1154 nt
Organism: Ilex paraguariensis (yerba mate)
Lineage: Eukaryota; Viridiplantae; Streptophyta; Magnoliopsida; Aquifoliales; Aquifoliaceae
Source: the annotation of a GenBank genome assembly